CUCACAUCUUUCUCAGAAAACCGAAACUCACAAACACCAAACAGGAGUUGGUCGCUGUUUUUCCGUCACUUUCCCGAGAAAAAAUGUCAGCGGGGCUGGGAAAAUGCAACAAAAUCCGCCACAUUGUGAGGCUCCGCCAGAUGUUGCGGCGGUGGCGCAACAAAGCCCGCUUGUCGUCGGCCAACCGCAUCCCGUCCGACGUGCCCGCCGGCCACGUGGCGGUCUGCGUGGGCACCAGCUGCAGGCGCUUCGUGGUGCGCGCUACGUACCUGAACCACCCCGUCUUCAAGAAUCUCCUGGUCCAGGCCGAGGAAGAGUACGGAUUCGCCAACCAAGGCCCACUCGCAAUUCCAUGCGACGAGUCGCUCUUCGAGGAGGUCCUCCGGUUCAUCUCGCGGUCCGAUUCAGGUAACUCUGCCCGGUUCGCCAACCUCGAGGACUUUCAGAGGUACUGCCACGCGGGCGUCCGGAACAACCUCGACUUCUGGCCCGAGUCUCGGCCGUUGCUUCAUGCGUUCGCCGAGAAAACCAUCUGGUAAACGAAGAAAUCGGUUUCCGGUUCUCCACCCGGGUUUGACUGGACCGAGUUAUCCGAGUUGGGGUUUGCAAAUGGGUUUUCACAGUACAGGUGGUUUUACCCUUUUACCCUUUCUUUUUAUUUUCUUUUUUUGGGGUGGGGGGUGGGGGAAUAUAUUAUUAUUGGGUACUGGGGUUGUGAGUAAUUACUGUAAUGCUCCGGAGAAUGCUAAGGAGACGGCAAAUGCACCGAGUCGUCCCGGGUUCGGAUCGGAGUGGAGGCGAGAAAAAGAAAAGAAAAGAAAAAAAAUGUGAGAGGCACUUGAAUUUCGUGCAAGCAAAGAAAAACAAGUGAUGAUUAGGGAUUAUGGGCCACUUUUGUAAAUUCUAUGAUUUAUUAUUGAUUAAUUAAUGGAAAAUUGUAGAGAAAUUCCACCAUGAUUGUCCAUUAUCUCAAUAAUACUUUCUUGACAGCAAAUGUCAAUGUUUUUA
Molecule: messenger RNA, 1008 nt
Organism: Alnus glutinosa
Lineage: Eukaryota; Viridiplantae; Streptophyta; Magnoliopsida; Fagales; Betulaceae
Product: protein SMALL AUXIN UP-REGULATED RNA 12-like
Exons: 1
Coding region: 84-539 (151 amino acids)
Biological process (GO): response to auxin
Source: RefSeq, a predicted model, not a curated record